AUGAAUAAAAAGCUAAUUGUCUUUUUACUAACAGUUUCUCUUGUCUUAUCAGGACAUAACUAUGGUGGAGGUUCUGGUGGUUCUGGUGGUUCUGGCGGUUCUGGCGGUUCUGGCGGUUCUGGCGGUUCUGGUGGUUCUGGUGGCUCUGGUGGCUCUGGUGGUUCUGGUGGCUCUGGUGGCUCUGGUGGUUCUGGUGGAAGUGGCGGCUCUGGUGGCUCAGGAGGUAUGGGAGGUAAUUGCUGUUAUAAUGGUUGUGCAACUUGUAAUGGAUUAAUAUGCCUUACUUGUUCAGAUCCUAAUGCAAUAGUUGAUCCUUAUUAGAGAACUUGCAUCUGUAAACAAGGAUACUAUGCUUCAAACCUAAAUCCAUUAGCUUGUUCUCCUUUAAUAUCAGGUGGCCCUCAAAAUGGUUGUGAAGUAGAGUUAGCAUUAAAUAUCUUGAACUUUGUAAUAAACACAUAGUGCUAUUAUUAUACUGAAAAUGGAGGAAAAUAUGGAUAGGAGGAAAACUUUGUUAGAACAGACAUAACAAUAGAUACCUCUCAUUCAUAAUUUAACUGUCCUUAGUGUUUGGCAAUAUUAGUUGAUAAAGUAUAAUACCAACCUUCAAAUUAUAACUUCACUUCUGAUGAUCUAAACUUUAUUGAUCUUCCUACUCCAUCAUCUGGAAUACCUUACGUUUCUCCUUUACCAGGUGGAAAUAAUGGUGAUUUAAGACUUUAAAUUCCUCUUAUAGAUGUAUAUUCUUUGGCUUACAGUCAGAGUAUAAGUUCUGAUGGAUCAUAAAUUGUCUAAAUUUUACAUUUUAGACUUCUAAUUGGCUAUAACAAUACUUAUAAUGUUACUUGGUUGGAUUCAUACAAAUGGUGUACCACAGUAUUAACAAUUAGAGGAGUAGUUUAAACCUUUACAAUUAAUGUAAGUGCUCAAAGCGAGAAUGGUUGCGUUGAAGGUUCAACUUGCAUUGUAAUAGCAGACUUAGAUGUUACUGGAAAUUAAUAUCUUUCUGAUUUUGUUACUAUAAAGAACCCUCCUAAUUAUACAGUAGGAGAUUAAAUUUACUUGAGAAUAUGGUUUAUUGAUACAAGCUAUUAGAAGCAGCUUUCAUUUUAGAGUUUGUACUUUAUGGAUGACAAUGGAGUAGUGUACGACUAUACUUCACUCGUUAAUUCAAGCAAUACAGGAUGGAAUCAUGCUGACGACUCAUUACACGUUUAAGCCACUUUAAUUGAACCCUCUAAAAAUGCUGUUCUUUAAGUAAAUAUGUUGAUUGAAACUGCAAAUGCUCGUUUAAGAUCACUAUAAGGUUCUUCAAGCUCCUCAACACCCUAGACAGCUACUUAAUAAUUUAGAUUUUAGGUUGCAUCUGACCCAAAUAACCCAACUGCUACAUCAACUCAAGCAAAUACUAAGACAAGUUCAGUUGCUUUACUUUAUGGCGUUUUAAAUAUUUUAAUCUUACUUAUGUUAAGUUGA
Messenger RNA from Tetrahymena thermophila SB210, 1476 nucleotides. RefSeq lists its product as hypothetical. The transcript has a single exon. NCBI's taxonomy places the organism in Eukaryota, Ciliophora, Oligohymenophorea, Hymenostomatida, Tetrahymenidae. The record is from RefSeq and is a predicted model, not a curated record.